UGAUAAACAAACUUCUCUAAUACCUGUACACACGCACGCGCGCCUAUUACAAGACGCGCACGUGAAUUAUUCGACAAAAAUCUACAUAAUUCUAAAUUUUCAAGUAUUGGAACUUACUCGCUGAAGUGAAAUGAAGAAAGUUUAAAGAUUAAACAUAAGUGUUCUUGCUUGCGUGAAUACAUGGAAUAUACUUUACCGUAAUAAUGUGAAAUUGUUCUAAUGAAAGUUUUUAAGAUGAAAAUAUAAAGAAUAAAAAAUAAUAUAAUAGCAGUGGAUAUUGAGUAAUGUAUAUCCAUGUUAAAUAACAAUACUGAAAAAAGUGAAAACACACAACUUUGUUUUUGUUUUGUUUUGUUUUCAAUAGUGAUAGACUAUAGAUGCGAUUUAAUGUUUUGUAAGUAAUUUUCGAAAUUAUAUCAAAUCUUAGAUGACCAAAAAUAAAUUUCCAAUUUGAAUAUUUGGAAAUAAAGGUCCUGCAUUUGUGUCACAACUUUUAAUAUGAACUGUUAAAUUGGAUUUGAACCGGAUAAAAACGGCACAAUGGUAUUACAUAAUUAUAUUUGUUUAGUGAAGACAAAUUGUUUGGCACUCAACUCAGACACUUAGAUAUUUUUCUGGAAUGUAGAUUAAAACAAAAGAGGGUGUAUCAGAGAGAAGUAAAAUGUUGAAGACAUUGCUUCCUUUGUUGCUGCUAAUUGAAGGUAUAACCUGCAAGUGGUUCUGCGGAGAAAACGAACUACGAUGUAUAGAUGGUACAUGUGUACCUAACAGUAAACGAAUGGAUGGAAGGAAAGACUGCCCCGAGGGCAGGUAUGAUGAAGAAACAGACCAUAGACUCUGGUGUAAAACUACUCAUGGAAACUGUGCAAAUGGGAAAUGUAUACACAAGAAGAAAUUUGAUGACGGCAUUAAUGACUGCGGGGAUAACUCAGACGAAGUGCGUUUUCCAUGUACACCGCCACUAUAUUCAUGCAAAAGCACCCCGGUAAUCUGCAUCAACAUGUCAAAUUUAAAUGAUGGCGUCACAGAUUGUCCUGAUGCGUCUGAUGAAGUUAAACGCCUAUUGGGCAGUUGUGGUUUAAACAACGAGUGUGAAGGGAAUUGCACGUGCGGCAGAUAUAUUCCGCAAUCAGUUUGUUUGAAUGACACAUGCAUGUGUGACACUGGAUACCGAAUAGCGGGGAAUAGGAAAAUUUGCAUAUCACGAAAAUUAAAGGACUCUUGUUCUAAUGAUACAGACUGUUCUGUUGUUAUGAACAACACAAUAUGUGCUGAACAAGUUUGUAAAUGUGAUGUUGGUUAUAUAGCAGAUAGUAAAGACACCUGCAGAAAAGUUGUCAUUGGAGACGAAUGUGAUGACGACCAUGAAUGUUUGCUGUUUAACAAUCAUAGUAAAUGUAAAGCAGGGAUAUGUGAUUGUGCUUCUGGAUAUUACACCGAUAACUCAACAUGCCUCCCUCACCACAUUGGAGACGUAUGUAAUGUAACUGAGGAUUGUUCAAGUGUCAUUGACGACAGUGUGUGUGACAAUGCAACAUGUAUAUGUGAUAUUGGUCAUUAUGCUAGUGAUAACAAGGAUAUAUGUCUUAGAAGAAAACUAGCAGAUACGUGUAAGGUAGAUGAAGACUGUCAAUCAGUAAUUAACAACACAAUUUGCAAAGAUGGAUAUUGCUCAUGUGUAGGAAAUAGAAAACCGGUACAAAAUCGUACUGCGUGUGUUCAAAAUGAAAUAGGUGACGAAUGCAACAUGGACAGCAAUUGUGAGCUGAUUGAAAACAGUUUCUGUUUCAGAAAUAAAUGUACGUGUAACUAUGGUUACCAUGACUAUGAGAGCAAUAAGACAUGUAUAAGACGAAAAUUACUUGAUAGAUGUGACGUCCACGGUGAUUGUUUUUAUGCUGUUAAUUCAAGUUUAUGUCAAUCGGGAAUAUGCCAGUGUGAAAAGGGUUUGAUAGAAGAAAACAAUUAUACAGUGUGUCGUUCUCGAGUGUUAGGGGAUACAUGUAGCGAUUUAUUCGAUUGUUCUUUAUCAGUUCAUUAUUCUAACUGUACGAAUAACACCUGUAAUUGUUUGUUUGGAUAUCACUCCUCGAAUGCCAGCACGUGUCAGCUUAGAAAAAUAGGAGAUGAAACAUGUCAGAUAGAUCGGGAUUGUGAAGCUGCUGUGUCAAAUAGUGAAUGCAGGAAUAAUACAUGCUUAUGUCUAUCUGGAUUCAUGGAGAUGUUUAAUGGUUCAUUCUGUGCAAAACGAAAUAUAACUUCUUCUUGUGAAUUGAAUGCUGACUGCAGUGAUUCGAUGAAUUAUAGUUUGUGUGUGAAUAAAACUUGUGAAUGUUUCUCCGGUUUUAAAGCUGUUAAUGAUGACAGAGCUUGUGAACUUCGUGUACUAAAUGACACGUGCGAAACAGAUUCCGAUUGCAGUGACGCAAUGACAAAUACUAAUUGCUCAUUUGGAAGAUGUUUCUGCAAUUCAGGGUACAAAUCUACUCAAAUGAAAGACGUCUUAGAAAUUUACACCAAAUUACCCGCUCAUAAUACUCUCUUAAAUGACAGUUCGCCGUCUGCAGUUAGCAUGAGGAAUUCCGAAAAUGAAAUGCAAUGUGUUUUAAGACAAAUUGGAGAUGAAUGUGUUGUUAGCACUGAUUGUUCAGAUGCUGUGCCAAAUAGUCUCUGUGAAAACAAUACGUGUGUUUGUAAACAGGGAUACAAAACAGGAGUCAACUCAACAUUUAUAUGUGAACCAAAUAAAAUAUCCGAUGUAUGUAACGAAAACGCAGACUGUACUUUGGCGGUGAAUGAUAGCAUUUGUGCAAAUCGAGAAUGUAAAUGUAUUAGGGGAUUUCAACACAGUGAUGAUAAAACUGAGUGUAACCGUCGAAAGAUCUUCGACAAUACAUGCUACUCAUCCAGUGAUUGUUUCAUGGCCGUGACGUACAGUAGCUGCAUAAAAAGUCAAUGUUUAUGUAACUCUGGUUAUUACGCGUCUAAUGGGAAUCGCACGUGCACAAAGUUCAAAAUAGGGGAUAACAAUUGCACAAUACUUGAUUGUAAGGAGGCGGUAUCAAGUAGCACUUGCAGGAACGGACAGUGUAAAUGCAUAAACGGUUAUAUGGCAGAUAAUAACAAUACAGUGUGCAACAAACGUAUUUUCGGUGACCCAUGUAAUGUAGAUAUAGACUGUUCUGCAGCAGUCUUACGAGGUUUAUGUAACGGAACGUGCGUAUGUGAAUCUGGUUAUGAGCCCAAACCUGAUCUUGCAUCAAGAAUGUGCGUGAAAACUCCAAAGAAGUUGUUAGAUACUUGUAGCUUUGAUGAACAAUGUUAUCGUCUUGACAACAUCAGUAGCUGUGGGCACAUUAUCGGGUUUGAGACUAGAUUCAACUUCUGCGUUUGUAAACCGGGCUUCUUUGUACGUCGUGACCUAGUUGAACAAUGGAGUUGUUAUGAACCCCGAUUUAUAGGUGACUUUUGUGAAACUCGUGCAUGGUGUCAUUUUGGAGGAAAACCCGUGUACUGUGACAACAACGAAUGUACGUGUAGACGUGGACAUAUACCGAACGCAACCUAUAAUGGCUGCAUACAUUUGCCGGAAGCGGUUGGGGAUUUCUGCCGAAAUGAUUCUCACUGCAGCGCUAUACCUAAUUCCGAAUGCUAUGUUGGUGACAAGAAUAACACGUGCCAAUGCCAUUACAAAUACAUUUCGAGUCAGGAUGGCAGACAAUGUAUUCCCAGACAAUAUAUGUUCGAGCCUGUGGUACCACCAGUGGCUCUGGGCUUAAAGUGUGAAAAACGGAGUACAUGUGAGAGGUCAGAGGAAGGUCGUAAAUAUUGGCAAUGUGCCAAGGAAGUAGGUCGAACACACUCUCGUUGCCAGUGUGUACCAGGAUAUGCCAGUAAUUAUAGCUCCGAAAGGUUCAAAUGCCAAGAAAUUCAAACAUAUUAUUUCAAUAUUAACAUAUCUCACGAGCUUGGUUGUGAAAAAGGAAGUAAAGAAGAUAUACCAAUGUGUUACCAAUAUCAACCAGUUCGUGUUCUAAAGCAGUACAGCAAUGAAAAUACAAAACCUUUCUUAUACAUACGGGAGAGAUUUGUUCUGCUAGGGCUGGCCGCACUUUUCAACGACACCCCUGCAUUCAUCAGAGAUCGUUACAUGACUAGCGAGGUAUUGAACAUCACAGAAGCUGGUGAUCAGAUGACCGUCGGAGUCCUUGUAUACUUCCUAGCAGAUUAUUAUAAUAUCAUCAAUGAAACUGAAUUAGAGAACGAAAUGAUUAACAGUCUCAUACGAUCUAAUGGGGAAAUAGGAAAAAGCCAACUCAAAAUGUCAUGGCCUUUCGAUGCCGCUAUAGAAUAUAAAGAUUUUGAUGAGUGUAUGGAACAAGGUGGUCGAUUUUCUGACUGUGCUUCUAUCGCGUGGUGUUUGAACACACGUGUAUCAUACAUGUGCUCUUGCAAACAUGGGUACGAAGACUGGUCUGUUGAUAGUGACAAACGUCCCGGCAGAAUCUGCGAACUUCCACAGGACGUUACCACCGAUAGCUUGAGUUGUUCUGAUGGGAAGUGUGAAAAUCAAUGGGAAUAUAUAAGCCUGGCACUAGUUGGGUUUGGUUUCAUAUUAUUUUUCUUUAUUGGGUAUGAGAUAUACACUAGAAAGAAGAAGCUCGAAAAGAGUGACAUUUAUUACAAAUUACAAAAGGCGGCAAAGAAAGCAAAGUUAAAAGCUUUACGAGAAAGAAGAAAAACUAUAAAGAAAAAGAAAAAAGAUGAAGCAAAAGAACAGAAUCAAACAAAAGAUAAGG
This is a messenger RNA of Ruditapes philippinarum (Manila clam), 4799 nucleotides long. Its product is annotated as multiple epidermal growth factor-like domains protein 6. The record is from RefSeq and is a predicted model, not a curated record. NCBI's taxonomy places the organism in Eukaryota, Metazoa, Mollusca, Bivalvia, Venerida, Veneridae. Gene Ontology annotation, molecular function: protein binding; calcium ion binding.